GUUUGCACAACCAUUGCAUCAAUUUGAUUUCGUGUCGUUGUUGGUUUUCAACAACCAAACACUGUGGGCAUCGACGCGUCGAAAACAAACAUUUACACCUCUCCGUCGACGUUGUUGCACUGCAUUAUUCUCGAUAAUCAUCAAGAUGUCAGUCGACUCGGUGACGUCGCUGGCGGGAGGUGGAUUAUCAGGGAGCGGACUGGGUGCGUUGACUGGGACACUUCAAGGCGGAGUGAACAGCCUCAUCAACAUGUCGAGCACAUGGCUUGAUCGAUUCUUCCCACCAGAAAAACGUGAGGAGUGGAAGGCAUGGCUGUCUAAAUUUGCUACGGAGAGGCCAUAUCUGGCAUCAUUCCUGUUGUCACAGAUUGCGCUGAGUGGGUUGCCGUUGGUGCUGUUUGGCGUCAUGAGCGUGACGGUGUUUAUCUUUGCAUUACUGGCGGGAAUUCUAGUCGGCGUCAUCGGUGCAUUGUUGUUUGUUGUUGCAGCACUGGGGUUCGCCCUCAUCAUCCUGUUGCCUACACUUUUCUUCACUACUGCCGCUGCCGUCUUCAUCUGGCUAUGGGGCGUCGGCGCCUACUUUAUCGUCAAGUGGUUCAAUCAAAAGGAUGUCCCGGGCAUUCAUACUGAUCUCGGCAGUGGUAUUGCUAAGCAGUCGGGUCUGUCUGACUUGCCUGGCGUUGGUGGGAAUCUCUUGAGUGAUGACAAUCUGGACCUCAAUGGUGCUUUGAAUGCCGCCAAGGGCGAGAAGAAGCCCGAGAAGCUCGACAAAGCUAACAAGGCUGACAAGGGCAACGAGAAGGAGAAAGAAAGAGGAGCCACGACAACGGGAGUUCAGCAUCACGUUGAUGGCAAAGAGAAUCAGAGCCAGACCACGACUCCGAGGAAGAAGAGACCUGUAUCGACUGAUCCCACGUCCAAGGUGACGGGCACUGUGGAUGGUGUCAGUAAAGGCGCUACUGGAGCCGUGGGAAAUGCCACCAAGACGCUGGGGGUAUGACUCGAGGCGGCGGGCAAGAAUUAUAUGGGCACAAUUCGUGUUGAUCAUGAUUCUGGUCCGCCAUGAUCAAGAAUCCAACUUUCACGAGGACAACAGUGAAGAAUCAUAUGGAAAGGUAGCGAGGAGGAGCGAGAAUGAGAUGGCCACCAGAGUGUUUGGCACUACCUGUACUUUAUUUCGGCUUCUUUGGGUGAAUGCAAUGCAUAGCAGGCAAAAACAUGGCUGAUGAUGAGAUCG
Messenger RNA from Exophiala mesophila, 1237 nucleotides. RefSeq lists its product as uncharacterized. The coding region runs from base 146 to 1000 and encodes 284 amino acids. The transcript has a single exon. The record is from RefSeq and is a predicted model, not a curated record. NCBI's taxonomy places the organism in Eukaryota, Fungi, Ascomycota, Eurotiomycetes, Chaetothyriales, Herpotrichiellaceae.